GCAAGCAAGAAGCAUUGGAUUGUAUGGGUGGAAGCAAGAAGCAUUGGAGUGUAUGUCCGCCUUUACCUCUUUAGUUUCAUUAUCGUGCUCACUUGCGCUCUCUGCUUGCAAUGCUCGCUCAGACUAUUUGCCUGCUAGCCAACGCAACUUCCCAUUUCUUGCUUGCUCAUUCUGCCAUAACCUCUACCCGUCUCUCCUUCACAUUUCAGUCCUUGUCGCUUUUCAUUCUAUAGCUCACUCCACUUUAUAAUUAUUUAUGCCAACCGGAACCACUCACAGAACGAAUUUGUUCAAGAUUAAACAAUGACUGCAACCUGCACACAGCUGCAACUUCUCCUGUGUUUCUUCGUUAGACUGGCUGUCAGUCAAGGCACACAAGCAGAGGUGGUGCACGCGCUGUUGGAUCAGCCUGUUACUCUAAAGUGCUCUUUCCAUGUCCCAGUGAACUGGAACCUCAGUGAAAUCCAUAUCAUGUGGUUCAGAAACUUUACAGACAAGCUACUGGACUGCAAGGUUGGGAAGAGUGAGCAACAAAUUUGCGAGAACUCUUCCCAUUAUUCCAGAACAAGCCUGGCAUCGAACCCUUUCUAUGGCAACGCUGCUCUGAAAAUUCUAAAACUCCAGGAGUCUGAUGUUGGCAUGUACCAGUGUUGGGUCAUCUUUCCGGAGGCCUACGUCAGAAUAAACAUGGAGCUCAGACUACAAGAUAAAGAACCGUCAAAAGAAAUAAAUGUAUGGGUCAAACUGUACACGCAGAUUUCUAGGAACUUCAUCAUGUUGAGCGGCUGGUUAAUUGCUCUGUUAUUGAUCUUGAAGGUUUUAUCCCGACGAUGUCGUUCAAAAGGCAAGAAGAACUUCAAAACGCACAUCUAAUUAUUUUGCCAGUGACUGGAGUCAUUUAAAGCAUUUUUUUUUCCCCAGAAAGAUUCUGCACAUUUUGGGAAAUACAAUAUGCAAUUUCUAGGAGAAAACAAGAUACCAACACAGAU
Molecule: messenger RNA, 989 nt
Organism: Pelobates fuscus (common spadefoot toad)
Lineage: Eukaryota; Metazoa; Chordata; Amphibia; Anura; Pelobatidae
Product: CD276 antigen-like
Exons: 3
Coding region: 304-873 (189 amino acids)
Biological process (GO): regulation of cytokine production; T cell receptor signaling pathway
Cellular component (GO): external side of plasma membrane
Molecular function (GO): signaling receptor binding
Source: RefSeq, a predicted model, not a curated record